GCUUCAAUUCUCAGCGAUGAACGAUCCGACCAUUUUCACUAACAACCAUAUCGUCCUCUUCCUCUGCUUCGUUCCCCUGUUUUUCUCACUCGCGCGCUUUCUUCACUGACCAUUACAGAUUACUACUCUGAACCCUGCAUCCAUGAUGAUGAAGGGAUUGCAGAUUUGGUUGUUUUCUUUUUCUGCAAGCAAAUUCAGUUUCUCUCAGUGUGUGGCCUGAUGCAUCUGUUCCAAUUAUUAACAAAGCUAUAUGGUACCCGGAAAGUAUUCUAAAAUGAAGCCACAAGCAGUUUAUGAUAUUGAACUCGUCAGUUCUACGCAGAGCAUAAAACAUGAAUUCUGGCCUCUAGAUGCAAUCGAUCCGGACCAAGCGAAGUUCCCAUGCUGUUUGGUUUGGACUCCUCUUCCUGUUGUCUCUUGGUUGGCACCUUUCAUUGGCCAUGUUGGGAUUUGCAGGGAGGAUGGAGCUAGUCUAGAUUUCGCAGGAUCAAAUUUUGUGAAUACCAAUGACUUUGCAUUUGGUUCUGUUGCGAGGUACCAUCAACUCGACCGAGAAAAAUGUUGCUUCCCGACAAGCUUAGCUGCGCAUAAAUGUAACCAGGGCUACCAGCAUUCACAAUAUGGAACUGCCAUUACCUGGGACGAUGGCCUACAAUCAAGUACACGGUAUUUCGAGCAUAAAUCGUACAACCUUUUUACAUGCAACUCCCACUCCUUUGUUGCCAAUUGUCUGAACCGUCUUUGUUACAAUGGAUCGAUGAGUUGGAACAUGAUAAAUGUAGCAGCUCUAAUUCUGUUCAAGGGGCAUUGGGUUAAUGGCAUGUCAAUUGUAAGAUCAUUCCUUCCCUUUAUUCUGGUGGGCUGCCUGGGCAUUGCCAUGGUUGGAUGGCCCUUCUUGAUUGGACUGUCAUCUCUUUUUCUACUUUUGGUUGGUUGGUUUGUUAUGGGUACUUAUUGUAUAAAAAGCCUGUUGGAAUGCUAGAUUUGGUUGAACAUUUGUAGUUGAGAAUCACCGAGUGAUGGUUCUCCAUCCAUUGAGAGAGAAUGUUUGCUCAUAUUUGUUGAACUUCGAACUUAGAGCAACAUAGAGUUUUAUAUAACGUGUAGAAACAUACUAUUUUGGUUCAUUUGAAAGCUUCAGUAUUGUAUUUGUUUAAAUAUUAAGAUCUGUGAAUCUAAAAUUUUAUAAUGCUUGGUUUUAUUAUAAUGUUCUCUUUUGAUAAUAAUGUGUGUCCAUUGUUAUUUUAUGAUUCCUCAGACCGAUUGCACUCAAAUAGAAAAUUCCAAAUUUAAAAUCCUUUAUCCGAAAUGGACCGAAUCCAUACUAGGUUCAGUCAACUGCCUGUCAAUCGAGCUCUAAUCGACCCAGAUUGUUUACUUGUUCAUCUCUUUCCUGCUUUGUUUGCGAUCUCGAUCAUGCGAUGUUCAGGAUUCAUGAAAUCCCUUUCGGUUUUCGCUGUUAAGGACGCCGGGUAUGCUUUUAUUUUUGGUUCUUCUAAUCAGCCUAUUUAAGUCUCUUGGAGUAUUGUUUAUUAACAGAUGAUGUUUAAAUUCCAUUUUUCAGGUGGUUACAUGAAAUCUAGCGCUGUAGUGAUUGCUGAUUCAAUCGAAAAUCUCUGGAAGCAAAGUUCAAUCAAAUACAGAAAGCUUUCCAGGCAGAAUGUAGUCACCAAGUGAGCUACUUUGUUUUCCUGUUAUAUUAAAUCAGUAGCAUGAGCCAUUUGGCACGACUUUUCUGUAAUCACGUUGUCUUCUAUGAAUAUGAACAAAGUUGGAGCGGAAUUGUGUAAAAAACUUAAGCCAUGAAACAGAUGCAUUAUUGUGGCUUAUACUUAAAGUAACCAAAAGAAUUGAGUAUAAGAGGAAAGAGAAGGAUACAGAACCCACAAUCAUAUGGUAGUUCUAUCAAAUAAAAGAUCUAUAUCCACCCACACUUUCAUUAUGAUUUCCACGGUAGAGUUAAAAGAAAUUCAGAGACAGCCUCUUCUGAGCUAGCCCAAUUAACAUUCUGAAUCCUUAGCAUACUUGGACAAUCGUCUUCUUCAAUCACUCAGUGAUACAAGAGCGACAAUCCUUAGCAUACUUGGACAAUGAUUUAGUUGAUUUUCUUAAUACUUUCAUGUACCCUUCAUGUGACUGUUGGAGGUGAUUUUUUCUUUUUUUAUACAUAUUACUGUUCUUCAGAUGAUUUCGAUACGAGUGAAAAUACUUUUCUUGACCCUAAUAAGUAUGUUUAGUCGGAUAUAAUCUUACUUAAGUUGAUGACGUCUAAUUUCUUAUGAUGUACAUUUGAAUGAUUUCUAGUUAGUAUUUAGAUAAAUUGUAGAUUUCAUAACAUUGAGUCUAUAACAAUCUAUGCGUUGAUCUUGUGAUAAGUAGGAAAAAAAAACGUGAAGAAACUUUGAAAAAAUGAGUUUGAACUCAAGCUACCUGUCACUAAGUAGAUAUACUUUUAAAAAAUAAAGCUGUAGACAGUUGAAUACUAUAUGAGAAGAUGGAGAUUAGAUCUUUUGGAAAAUAUGUAAUAAAGAGUUAUCUAGUUAGAUGAGUUGAUAUAUUAAUGGAGCCGUGAGCCAGAAACUGUUGUAGGAAAUCAGCGUGCUAGAGGUUGAGGCGGAGGCUGAAUAUAAUAAUGGGGUAAAGGGUAGGAUGGGUGAAAUCCAAGGCAAGUCCUAGUGGGAUGAGUGAGGACAAAACCAGCAUUGAGUUUGAUUGGAGGCAGAGAAAGGCAGGCAUUAUAAGCCCGAGAUUGAUGUCUCUCUCACCCCCAAUGGCUUAUGUAAGCACCGACACCAACACCAACACCAUCACUUUAGUCCUUCCUCCAAUGCCUCUUCUCAACCCCCACCACCUCUAACUCUUUUCUUCACUCUUGGGUUUCCUCCAGACUGUCCCUUGACCCCACUUUCCCAUUUCUCUAUCCAAUAAUAAUAAUAAUAAUAAUAAUAAUAAUAAUAAUAAUAAUCCCCAGCGCACAAAUCUUAACAACCAUUGUAAUCAAGCCUAGAUGAGAAUGAGAUGUGUUAGAAUAAGAAACCAAGUUUUGUUCUUGUAGAACUGUUUGGUCAAAGUCAAACAAGCUCCAGCUGUGUUUGAGAUAUACAUGGAAUAAAGGA
Cucurbita moschata (crookneck pumpkin) is the source of this 3116-nucleotide messenger RNA. RefSeq names its product protein REVERSION-TO-ETHYLENE SENSITIVITY1-like. The coding region runs from base 251 to 982 and encodes 243 amino acids. Gene Ontology annotation, biological process: response to ethylene; regulation of ethylene-activated signaling pathway. Lineage: Eukaryota; Viridiplantae; Streptophyta; Magnoliopsida; Cucurbitales; Cucurbitaceae. The record is from RefSeq and is a predicted model, not a curated record. The transcript is spliced from 3 exons. Gene Ontology annotation, cellular component: Golgi apparatus; endoplasmic reticulum.